Molecule: messenger RNA, 555 nt
Organism: Malaya genurostris
Lineage: Eukaryota; Metazoa; Arthropoda; Insecta; Diptera; Culicidae
Exons: 2
Coding region: 1-411 (136 amino acids)
Source: RefSeq, a predicted model, not a curated record
AUGAAGGUUUUCAUUGCACUGCUAUCCGUCGCUUUGGUCGCCACCGUUGCUCACGGCUCCUACGUUCCAUCGGCAUGGCCUUCGCACUCUCUCGGAUGGAACUCCUGGAAUGGCUGGAACGAUUGGAACGGAUUGAACAGCUGGGAUGACCACAGUUCGGUUGCCUGGCCAGCAUAUGGAAACUCGUGGUCAUCUGCAGCGUGGCCAGCGGCUUCCCUUUACAACAAAGGCUGGAAUGGAUGGUACGCACCAAAGACCACCGUCGUUCAGGCUAACGUGGCCAAAGUGAACCCAUGGGGACUUCCCUGGGGAUCAUACGGACAUGGCUACAACAACUAUUUGGGAGGAGUGCCGGCUGCCAAAUACAUCGCUGCCAAUCCAGGAUCGAUUCAAAAGUUAAUCGUUGCUUAAAUUGUAAAUAUCGCACAGAAAUCUAAAUCAAUAAAGUAAUUCAAUAUCGUGAAACCAAAUAGAAAACCAAAUCAUUGACUAGAAUGUAGUCACGAAAAAGUAAACAGAAGAAAAAUUAUGACGUCACGAGCAUCCUGCACCAAA